UGACCCGAUUUCACGGCGACCCCUCGGCUUGGUGGAUCGGUCAGUUUGUGACCUACGCGUCCAGACCAAACGCCAUGAUGCAGACGUUCCUAAAUGAAGGCAAAGACAAGAUGGGCUUUACCAAUCCUAUUGUUGGAAUACAGGUGCGACGGACAGACAAGCUCAUAUGGGAGGCCAAGUUUUACAGCCUCGAUGAAUAAAUGCGUCAUGUCGAAGAAUGGUUCGAUGUGUACGAGAAGCAGCAUUCUCAUAUCCAGCGGAAAGUGUACAUAGCGUCCGAUGAUCCAGGCGUCUUGCAUGAAGCGAAAAAGAAUUAUCCCAACUACACCUUUGUGACUGACAACGAUGUCUCAAAGAUUGCAAACGGGAGAAGUCGCUACACCGAUGCCUCCUUACGUGGCAUUAUUCUCGACAUUUACCUGCUGUCGCGAUGUGAUUAUCUCGUCUGUACGCUCUCAUCUAAUGUCUGCAGAGCGGCGUACGAGUUGAUGCAGCCGCUACACGGCGAUGCCUCCAAGUGGUUUAAAUCACUUGACCACACCUAUUACCUCGAGACUGACCACCCACACAACUUUGUUGCGCUUGAGAAUCACCAGAGUCGACGCGAGGGAGAGAUCAGCUUCAAUGCUGGGGACGCGAUACGACUGGUUGAAAGCCGCUGGGACGGGUAUUUCAAUGGUACACAUGUGAAGACGGGCAAGUCAGGUCUAUUCCCGUCAUACAAGACCGUGACUGUAAUAGAGCGGGCGAAGAUGCCUACAUACCCUGAGGUGCCAGAUUUGCUAUGACGUAAGGCUUCUUCAAUCUCACAUCAGCGCAUCAAAAUCAGUUAAAGUAUAAAUAAAAUUGAUGCUUAUCUGCAUAUGUUUUGUUCAAGUGUACUAUUUUUUGUCUCCAGUUGUUUACAUUUUUUCUUACAAAAAAGGAUGCUUUUUUCAGUGUUUCUAGUAUGUUAUAUGUAAUAAUACUCUAACACUAUGUUCUACAGUGGUGUAUGUUCCAGCUGGUAACAGUGGAUUUAUGAAGAAAAUAAGAAAAUAAGGACUUAAAUGAAAAAGAUGUGAUUAUUUACUCUUUUUGAAAGAUUUCAUUAGAACUGGUUCAUGUAUCACUUAAGUAUAUGCUGUUUUAAUUGUGCAUAUUGUUCCAAACUUACAUGUAAUAUAG
This is a messenger RNA of Dreissena polymorpha, 1167 nucleotides long. Its product is annotated as alpha-(1,6)-fucosyltransferase-like. Lineage: Eukaryota; Metazoa; Mollusca; Bivalvia; Myida; Dreissenidae. Gene Ontology annotation, biological process: protein N-linked glycosylation. The transcript has 4 exons. Gene Ontology annotation, molecular function: alpha-(1->6)-fucosyltransferase activity; protein binding. Bases 201 to 788 code for a protein of 195 amino acids. The record is from RefSeq and is a predicted model, not a curated record.